Molecule: messenger RNA, 3344 nt
Organism: Balaenoptera ricei (Rice's whale)
Lineage: Eukaryota; Metazoa; Chordata; Mammalia; Artiodactyla; Balaenopteridae
Gene: TDG
Product: thymine DNA glycosylase
Exons: 10
Coding region: 347-1495 (382 amino acids)
Biological process (GO): base-excision repair, AP site formation
Cellular component (GO): nucleus
Molecular function (GO): mismatch base pair DNA N-glycosylase activity
Source: RefSeq, a predicted model, not a curated record
CGGAGCGAGCGGCAGGUCUCACCCGAAGGUUUCCCGCGGGGCUCAGCAAACCCUGGGAGAAGAGGCACUACAGACCGCACUGCCCAGCCUAGGGGUGCGCCCCGAGGGAGACUGUACCUUGAGCUGCACUGGCACUCGGAAGCGGAUCAGGGGACGGUGAAAGGGCGCUCCGGAGACGGAGCGGGCGGCCGCGGAUCGGACCGAAAGUGCAGGGGAUGAGGGCCGCGCCGGACCGGAAAGCCGUUUCACUGCCGGCGUGGGCACGUGACCCGGACGGAAGUGGGGCUUUCGGCCAGACUAUUCCCUUCAGCAAGCGCAAGCUUUUUAUACAUUUCCAUUCCAACAAAUGAUGACUGAAGUUCCUAUGGCAGUUAUGAAUGAACAAGAAAUGCCAGAAGAAGUUCCAGCCCCGGCUCCUGCUCAGGAACCCACACAAGAGACUCCAAAAGGAAGGAAAAGAAAACCCAGAAAAACAGAACCAAAAACACCAGUGGAACCCAAAAAACCCGCUGAAGCCAAAAAAUCUGGCAAGUCCACAAAAUCAAAAGAAAAGCAAGAAAAAAUUACAGACACAUUUAAAGUGAAAAGAAAAGUAGACCGGUUCAAUGGUGUUUCAGAAGCUGAACUUUUGACCAAGACUCUACCGGACAUUUUGACCUUCAAUCUGGACAUUGUGAUUAUCGGCAUAAACCCAGGACUAAUGGCUGCUUACAAAGGGCAUCAUUACCCUGGACCUGGAAACCAUUUUUGGAAGUGUCUGUUUAUGUCAGGGCUGAGUGAGGUCCAACUGAAUCACAUGGAUGAUCACACUUUACCAGGAAAAUAUGGUAUUGGAUUUACCAAUAUGGUGGAAAGGACAACACCAGGCAGCAAGGAUCUUUCCAGUAAAGAAUUUCGUGAAGGAGGACGUAUUCUAGUGCAGAAAUUACAGAAAUAUCAGCCACGAAUAGCAGUGUUUAAUGGAAAAUGUAUUUAUGACAUUUUUAGUAAGGAAGUUUUUGGAAUAAAAGUUAAGAACUUAGAAUUUGGACUUCAACCGCAUAAGAUCCCAGACACAGAAACUCUCUGCUAUGUUAUGCCAUCAUCCAGUGCAAGAUGUGCUCAGUUUCCUCGAGCCCAGGACAAAGUUCAUUACUACAUUAAGCUGAAAGACUUAAGAGAUCAGUUGAAAGGCAUUGAGCGAAACACAGAAGUUCAAGAGGUGCAAUAUACAUUUGACCUGCGGCUAGCCCAAGAGGAUGCAAAGAAGAUGGCUGUGAAGGAAGAGAAGUAUGAUCCGGGUUAUGAAGCAGCGUACGGUGGCGCUUAUAGUGAAAAUCCGUGCAGUAGUGAACCCUGCAGCUUCUCCUCAGAUGGGCUGAUGGCUGACAGUGGAGGAUCAACUUUCAGUGACAUUCCCAAUGGGCAGUGGAUGACCCAGUCAUUUACAGACCAGAUUCCUUCCUUUAAUAAUCACUGUGGGAUGCAAGAACAGGAAGAAGGAAACCAUGCUUAAGAAUGGUGUUUCUCAGCCCUGCUUAAAUGCUGCAGUUUUAAUGCAGUUGUCAAGAAGUGGCCCUCUUGACACCACCUCAAAGUGGUUUGUUAACUGAAGUAUUUUAUUCAUAUUUUACUCUGGUGAUGUAAUCAUGGUACAGUAGAACUACUUACGGACCUAAGUACUUUGGAAGGAGAAAGUGGAGUUUUUUGUGUAUGAGUUUUUGUAUUGGAAUUAAUCAUCAUUCCAGCUUUUUAUAAACUAUCUUUCAUUUAUGAAGAAAUUGAUUUUCUUUUGGGAGUCACUUUUAACCUGUGAUUUAAAAAUGAAAGAGUCUGCAUAUUUACACUUGAUUAUUAACUGUGCGUAAACUUAGACGCACCGUUAUCCCUUUCGUGCGUAAGAAGGGCGUGCUGAUGAUGAGAUUCCCACUGGUAAAGAGGCAAAUGUGCUGAUUUUCAUCUGUGAGGUUAACCCUCAGCGGAGUCUCAUUUGGUAGUUUUUAGUGGUGUUUGAUGGGCUUCCUGAGUUGUAUUCACACUCAGACCUCCUUGCUUUACCAGUGGUGAGCGUCUGUGAGAGUUGCUUGGUAGUAGAAAUGGAGAGUAUGGCCUUGCAGCAGCAAGGCUAACCCGGCCUUACAUGUCAGGGCCAUGAGCCCUGGCUUUGGCCCUCUCACCCCCACGUGCUGGUCCUCUAGUAGGCAGAAACUAUUCUGCUGGGACGGUAAGUUCCAGAGAGUGCAGAAGACCUUUUAAAUUUUGCUACUUCAUCUGUGUUUUACUUGAGAGACAUACAUUUGAUAGGGAAGGAACUGAAUUUCUCUCUCAGUAUCUAUCACCAUUCAAAUUUUAUCCUCCUUGGCUUUAAGCAUGUAACAUGGAAAUGAUGAGAAAUGAACUUUCAGAUCGAGUAACAAGAUGCUGGAGGUGUUUGAUAAUCUUAUUUAAACUGGUGCUUUAUGUACAUGAGAUGUACUAAAAUAAAUAAUACAGGAUUUUUCUUGCUAGGUAAAUCGAAUAAGCCAGUAAUUUUUAAAAAUUCUUUCUCUUCAUCAUUGCUAUUUGUUACUGUGGACUAAGUGAACUUCAUGGCCAGGUUACUUUGAAGUAAUGUACCUUUGUGAUUUUCUAAUGCAUUUUCCAUGGUGCUACAAAUAGUCCAGACUACUAGGCCUGGUGGAUAUCAAAGCUGGGUAUUCAGAAAUGCCAGUUGCAUUUAUCCUGAUCACUUCUGAAUAUUCUGAUUUUAUACCUACCCAGGGAGCAUGCUGUUUCUUGAUAUGAAAAUAUUUAUGAGGUUUUGUUUUUUUUUCUAAAAGGUUAUAUAGCCUGUUUUUUUUGUAAUAAGAGAUACAAAUUAUUGUUGUGAAUCUUAACAUGCUUUUUUAGCUGUAGCUAUGAUGGAUUUUAUUUUUCCUUUAGUCUAGGUAAAGCUGUGUAAAAGUCAUUCGUGUUAUUUAAAUCACGUACUGUACUGCUGUUUACAUGGAUGUUUUGUGCAGGUGCUUUGAAGUGCCUUGCAUCAGGGAUUAGGAACAAUUUAAUUAUUUUUUCCUGGGACUCUGUAAAGCAUGUAACUAGGUAUUACUUUGGUUUUUAACAAUUACAGCCUUACAUGGAUUUUUUUUUUGAGUGGAGAAAAUACCUUUUAAAUUAUGAUGGACACGCACGAGAGAAUGGGUUUGAAGAUUUUUUUCAAGCAUACAAUAAUGGUGUUUUUCAUUAAAUAUGACAGAUGAACAGUAAAUGUUGAUAUACCCUAUACACAACAAUAUGAGACUUUUUCAUUAAAUAAUAUUUAAAAAGUUUUAAAAUUCAUUUGAAAAUCUGAUGAUUUUUACAAUAAAAAAUAUUGAAGAUGAUUA